Molecule: messenger RNA, 1317 nt
Organism: Cyprinodon tularosa
Lineage: Eukaryota; Metazoa; Chordata; Actinopteri; Cyprinodontiformes; Cyprinodontidae
Product: CD209 antigen-like protein C
Exons: 6
Coding region: 67-768 (233 amino acids)
Source: RefSeq, a predicted model, not a curated record
UGUAUUUCUUCCUCAAUGCAAAUGCUGCAGAUCUGACAAUAAAGCAAAAGCGCAUCACCUCCCCAGAUGAUGGAAAAUGUCUAUUUUAAUACCAGACCUAUUAAACCUGCCCCCAAUGCCUCCAGAAAAAUCUUAGAAGGUUCAAACAACUCUAAAAAGUCAACUUGUCUGUGGGUUAUCAUCAUCAUCAUCAUCAUUUUGGUGCUAAUAAUUGCUGUUCUGGUGGCUGGAUUCGUCUACCUUUAUCUCAGACAUAGCAGUUUGGCAGCAGAUUUAUCCACCAAGCUUUCCUCAAUGACUGAAGAGAGAGACUGGCUGAAUGCCGCCCUCGCUAACAAGACUGAAGAGCUGAAGAGGCUCAAACAGAAUGAAACAUGUCCUCUAGGAUGGAAGAAGUUCAAGUACUCUUGUUAUAUUUUGUCUGGAUGUGGUUCCUGGGAUGAUGCUAAAGAGGAGUGCAGAAAUUUAGGCGGUGAUCUGGUGGUGAUAGACAGCGCUGAUGAACAGACAUUUCUGGUUGCGUAUACUAAGAAAUCCUUUUGGAUCGGUUUGAAUGAUAAAGAAAAUGAGGGUUCAUGGAAGUGGAUUGAUGGAACGUCUCCAGCUCUGACUUUCUGGGUGGAAAAACAGCCUGAUAAUGGUGGGAAAGACUAUGGAGCCAAAGAGGAGGAUUGUGCUCACAUUAGAACUGGUGAAGGAUGGAAUGACCUUCCAUGUUCUUAUUGUCUGAACUGGAUCUGUGAAAAAGCAAAUCAUUUUACAGUCUAAGUAUCAACAGCUGCUUUACAUAAAGGUCAUAAUUCCAUUUUGAAUUAUACUGUGCAUGUAACUAAAAAGAGACAACUUUAAAUGCCUUUUCAAAUAUUUUAACCAUUGUUUUAGCAGCCUCUGUAAUCUUUGAUCAAUAAAACAAUUUUCGCAUAAGACCACUGAAAAAAUAAAAUCCACAGGUAAAGCCUUACUGAUUAUUCAGUGUUGCAUUAGUAAAAUUACACUUUUAGGUAUCAGUAGGUUAUAAGGAGCUAUUUGUUAAAAAUACCUCAAAUUACAAACCAUCACUGUUUCUGCUGCAGUUAAAAAUAAAUUCUCCUUUAUUUUUAAAUACUAAUUGUUUUUACUACUGUUUAUUAACUGAGGCACAUAAAAAAAAAAAGAAUAUGUAAUGUCAGUCUUACUUUUAUUAUGUUGUUAGUCAAAAUGUAUUAUCUGAAACUGAAACCCUGCAGGGGUAAUUAUACAAACCCUUUUCUAGCUGAGGAAUAAUAAAUGAUGCCAUCUGCUGGACUCUGUCACUUAAAGUAUUGCUGAAUGCCUCAC